Aureobasidium musti is the source of this 378-nucleotide messenger RNA. The record is from the annotation of a GenBank genome assembly. Lineage: Eukaryota; Fungi; Ascomycota; Dothideomycetes; Dothideales; Saccotheciaceae.
UUUCUUCACGUACUGUUACCGUUGCUCUCUUUGUUCCCCUCGGCACAUACAUUCGUCUUGGAACAGCGAGCAUGUGUUCCUUCUGACAUUGGUCUGGUCAAACAACAAGUCCAGCAUCCUGACUACUUCUGCACCUGGUAUCUGAGCGAGACCCGGUCACCGCUCCCGAAGAUAGAUCCAGAUGCACUUUUGGGAGCAUGCAAAUGCAUCAUCAAUGCUGCCCAGUCCGGAACCUGGUCCCGAGAUAAGAAAGCGAUCCAGGACGCUGCGAGAAUGCAAAGUUUUGUGCCUGCUGGAUGUCCUUCUUCAGCGUCUAACUUUAUCAAGAAUGAGUUUAAGGAUUCUGUCGACUUCUGUCAUUUCUGGCAAUAUAUGUAA